Messenger RNA from Amphiprion ocellaris (clown anemonefish), 5016 nucleotides. RefSeq names its product forkhead box protein J3-like. Lineage: Eukaryota; Metazoa; Chordata; Actinopteri; Pomacentridae. Gene Ontology annotation, cellular component: nucleus. Gene Ontology annotation, biological process: regulation of transcription by RNA polymerase II. The transcript is spliced from 13 exons. The record is from RefSeq and is a predicted model, not a curated record. Gene Ontology annotation, molecular function: DNA-binding transcription factor activity, RNA polymerase II-specific; RNA polymerase II cis-regulatory region sequence-specific DNA binding. Bases 590 to 2488 code for a protein of 632 amino acids.
GCUCCGGCUGGCGUUGGAAGUAGUUCCGGUGGUUUAGCAGCCGAGCGGAGCACACAGACCCGGGAUCUUCAUGUUGCCGGAGCAAACGCGAAUAGCGGGUCGAGACCCUGCCGUCAUGCCGGCCGAGUGACCACAGCGGCGGUCAGCUGGACGCCUGCAGCCGCUCCGAGCACCGCAGUCCCCGAGUGACAGCGCCGGAACCACCGUGGGGAGCUUUUGUCUUCGAGGGGGGAAUUUUCAAGUGCAGAAUCGGCGUCUGGAGCUUCUGAGUACAAAAAGAGAGAGAGAGAGAGAGAGAGAGAGAGUCUGAGCCGGUUCAUAUUCAGCAUAUCCAACAUACACCACGCGGCGGCCAUUGCAGUGGCUAAAUGAAGAACUUGUGAACAUGCACGAGGGAAGGACUCUACCUUUCACUUCGGUGACUUCCCCAGAUGCUUUGGCCCAAAGAAAGAUGGAAAGGAAUGGGAAGAGCUUGAGCCAAGACUGCUGCACAGAACCCAUUCAGUGAGCCAACAGGAGAUCCUCCAUACGCCACGUCGCCGAGCCUCGCACCUUUCCCCCCCUUUUGACCCCUCGACCGACUCGCACCAUGACUUCUGAGCUGGAGAGCAGCCUCACCUCCAUGGACUGGCUUCCCCAGCUCAGCAUGAGGGCGGCAAUCCAGAAGGCGGACGCGGGCCACCACCACGGACACCACCAUGGACACCACCACCACCACCACCACGCGCACCACCACGGGCACGGGCCUGGCAAGAAGAUCGUGCAUUUGGACCCGGGAACGACGCUGGACCAAGAGGAGGCGGCGCAGCACAGAGAUGGGAAACCUCCCUACAGCUAUGCCAGCCUCAUCACCUUCGCCAUCAACGGCUCGCCACGCAAACGGAUGACGCUCAGCGAGAUCUAUCAGUGGAUCUGUGACAACUUCCCCUACUACAGAGAGGCGGGCAGCGGUUGGAAGAAUUCUAUACGACACAACCUGUCCUUGAACAAGUGUUUUCUCAAAGUGCCUCGUUCCAAAGACGACCCUGGAAAAGGUUCCUACUGGGCCAUAGACACCAACCCUAAAGAAGACACAGUCCCCAGCAGGCCAAAGAAGAGACCACGCUCUGGAGAACGGGCAUCGACUCCUUAUAGUCUGGAGUCGGAGUCUCUGAGGAUGGACUGCAUCAUGUCAGGAGGAGCGUCACCGACUCUAGCCAUCAACGCUGUGACCAACAAGGUAGCGCUGUACAACCCUGAGGCAGAAGACAGCGAGAGUCCUGGAAGUUUGGGCGGCAGUCUGAGCAACAGCCUCUCCGAGCAGAGUUUGGCGUCUGUCACCCUGAACAACCUGAACACGGCCGUCAGCAGCGGCAGCAACGUCCACAGCUACACUCCGGUGAGCAGCCACUCGGAGCCUUCGUCCCAGUCCCUGAGCCUCCAGCAGCCCACCCAGCCUCCGCCGCCACCUCCUCCGCCCCCCCAGCCUCAGUAUGGUCUGCCCGUCCCGGAGUCGCGGGACAAGCAGCUCUGCUUCUCGGACUUCGAGGACCUCAGCGCUUCUUUCCGCAGCCUUUACAAAUGCGUCUUUGAGCAGUCUUUCUCACAGCAAGCUGGUCUGAUGAGUAUCCCCGGUGACUCCAGCCAGCAGGCCCGGACCGCCUGUUCCUACCAGCACUCUCCCGGCGCUGGAAGCGGUGGCGGCCACCACCACCACCAACACAACCACAGCCAGACGUCACACCACCCCCACCACCCUCACCUCUCCCCCCACUCGGCCCACAGCCAGCACCCGACUCACGGUCAGCACCAACAGCACUCUGGUCACUCCCAGCAGCACCCGUCGCUCUCCCACCAGAGCCACACAGUACAGACCUGCCCCACUACAGGUAUGUCAGCAGACUGGUAUCCCAACCUGGACUGGCUGAAGGAAAGCUGCCGCAUCGCCACCAGCUACAACUGGGCCGACGUGGACCUCUCCCCGUUUCAGGGUCUGAAAGAGAGCAUGCGGCAGGCUGAGCUCAACAACUGGUCUCUGGACGCCGCCCAGAUGGCCGACCUGUGCUCCUCCAUCAACCGGUUCUUCACGGCCACCGGGGUGAUCCCCCCUCAGGGCGCCGCCCACCCACAACCUCAGGUCCAACACCCGACACCACCGGGAGCACCGCAGCACCCGUCUCAGCCGCACGGCGCCCUGCACCCGAAACCCAGCCAUCACAGUCAGCACGGACAACACAACCAACACAUCAGCACGGGGAACAUGUACAUGGACUCCAGACAGAAUAUUUCCUCUCUGAUGGGCCCUCCAGGAUAUCCACACAUGCCUCCCAUGAGCAGCACGACUCCCGCCAUGACAGGUGACUCCUCCAUCGCUCUCUUAACAGGUCAUCACAGCCAGCUGAGCCAGCAGCAGCAGCAACACUCGCUGCCUCCGGGACACUUUCAGGUGAGACGGAUGCUCGCUGCUGACGACAUCCAGGACGACUUCGACUGGGACUCCAUCGUCUAAACCGAGUCGAACAGGAAGGAGGUCCUGAAAUAAAGGGAGAGACGCUGAGGCGGUGUGAUGUUAGUGAGGUAUGGAACUGACCAACCUUCCACCCAUGUGAAGAAACAGACGACAAUCCAACAAAAACACAAACGGAAAGUAAUUUUUCUAAUCAUGCUGACCUUCUGUUUCCUAAUACGAGCGAUGAGUUGAUGAGUCUAAAGACAAUCAUUUAAAAACAGAGACAGGACAGACUGUGUUGGACGAGGAUAUAUCGUCCAAACGGCAAAAAAAAAGGACGUCUGAAGCUCUCCGAAUUGUCUCAUGUCGUGUUCCCCCCAGUGCCAACAGGGUUACAAGUCGCCAAAGUGUUGUCAAAUCGUCUGUGAAUCGUUUUGCUUUUGUUUUCUGAUUCUGUUCCCUGCUACAACUUGUGUCCCACGUCUGCCUGUGACUGAAAUGAACAGAAAAACUUUUCUCCAAAACUCUCUGCAGAAAAAUCACAUUUUCUUUGUUUUCCACUGAGCAUGUCCAAAUAUUUCAUCCUUUCUUUCUUGUUUUUUUCCACUCUGUUGCCAGGCAUCUGUGUGGCUGUGGGUCUGAAAGAGGAAAGUAAAAGUGCAUCAGGUUGGAUCAGUGAUGAAUGCAGCACCACCUGCUGGUUACAACAAGCACCGGUUUGCUUUGUUUGCCUAACCUUCCUGUUGUCCUCAUUUACGGGCACCAAAAAAUAUUGUUUCCUUGUCUGAAAAAAAUCCAAAAAUUCUGCAAAAAAGUUCCCCAAAUUUUUGAAAAUUUGCAAAACCUUCAGGAAGAAAAUUCCAAUCAUUCCUGAAAAGUUCCCCUUAAAAGUUUUAUUAAAAAAAAAAAAAAUAAAAUCCCCCAAAUUUGGCAAGAAAAUUCUUGUAAAUAUUUUCAAAAAAUGAGUAAAAAUCUUCCAAAAAAUCCUAAAAAUAUCUAAAAUGAUUGCAUAUAUAAAAUAUAAAAUUCUAAUAUUUUCUUGAAGAACAUUCACAAAAAAUCAACCAAAAUCCAGCAAAUUUCGCUGGAUUUUGGUUGAUUUUUAUGUGAAUGUUCUUAAGAAACAUUUGUAACAUUUCUUUUUUCCACCAAAAAAUGUUCACAGAUUUCCCAAAAAUGUUAAAUGUGGACAUCAGAAAUUUCAGUGUGAAAAUAUAUAUUUUUUCCCACAUUUUCAUCUUUAAAACGGGUCAAUUUUGACCCGCAGGACGACACGAGGGUUAAAAAAAAAUAGAUCUAUACACCACAAUGUGUUCUUUCCUGAUACUUUUUCAGUCGAUUUUAAGCUCUUUUCAGUCUGUCUAGUCGCUAUAAUGCGGUGUGUGUGCAGCGGUCCAUGGAUCCAUGUUCUCAGGGUGUAAUAUUCUCAUGCAUCUUCACAUCUCCAUCUCUAUUUGUGAGGUUAACUGUGUGUCGUACGGUGCCGUCAGUGUUCCUGUUGGCUAACAGCAAGCAUCCCCGCGACUGUGGUCAAAAGAUUUUUUUAAAAAUCUUCAUUUUUUUUCAGCUGUAUAAGCUAACAAAAUACUGUGGAAUAAGCUUUUCAGUAGCUCAAAUAACAGCCACUAAUUAAAAUGUAAACGAGAUGCUGGCUAGACUCGGACUACAUCAACAUUAAUGCAUAGUUUACUGAGGUCUAAUUCAGUUUUUUUUUUUCUCUAAUUUUGGUAAAAGUGCACAUCAUUAAUGACCAGGCAGAGAAAGUGAUUUUAAGAUGCCUCAUUUAGGAGAAGACGAGCAGUUUUUUGCACAACGCCGAGCUUGAUAGCGUCCAGUGAAUGGGGAGAAGCAAAAGAAAAGCUUUUUAAAAAAAAUUCUUUGUUUCAAAAGACAUUCAAAAAAGAAAAAAAAAAACAAAUCAACAAGGGAGCAAAGACUAAACGAAAUGCUCAGCUUUGUUUUUUCACUGUGAUGUUAAUUUUGUCUGUGUGUACAAGUGUGUAUAGUCCUCUCUGAUUUCCUUUAGCAUACAGCUUCAUACGGCUCAAAAAAACGCAGAAGACUUUCUUCGUAUUAACGCUUUCAGAUCCCACAUUUCUCCUAGCGACGUAUGGGAUCUUAAAGCUUUAAGGUUGAGAAGAUCUCGGUGAUUGUUCAGGCUGUCAAAACAAGGUCUCAUUGUAGGAAAAAAAAGAAGGAAAACUACUCUUUAUUAUUACCAUUUAAUGCUGUAUUACAGUGACCAGCAUAUAUAUCUUCUAUGUUUGUGUGUUGUUGUCCUUGUAAAUAACAGUAUGUUACUCCUCUGUUUGCCCUUGAAAAACACAGAUUGAUUAAAAAAAAAAAAAAAAAAAAAAAACGAAAAAAGGAAACAGCAAAUGGAGAGGGUAUUUUUUGUUAUUUGUCCUUCAGGAGAAACACAUUAUGUACAUACCUUCAGUUUAUUGUAAAUAAGUGAUUUAAAAAAAAAAAAACAACUGGCAUUGACAUUUUGUGUGUCAUAAAUAAUCUGUGUAUGGCAGUUCAAGCGGUUAAAAAAUCUGUUUCAGUGUUUAUUAAAAAGUCAUGGACCAUUUUUACUGCACUAA